Molecule: messenger RNA, 2559 nt
Organism: Akanthomyces muscarius
Lineage: Eukaryota; Fungi; Ascomycota; Sordariomycetes; Hypocreales; Cordycipitaceae
Exons: 2
Coding region: 1-2559 (852 amino acids)
Biological process (GO): DNA-templated transcription; regulation of DNA-templated transcription
Cellular component (GO): nucleus
Molecular function (GO): DNA binding; DNA-binding transcription factor activity, RNA polymerase II-specific; zinc ion binding
Source: RefSeq, a predicted model, not a curated record
AUGCCGGACCCCGACAUGGCCCAGUUCACGGGCGUCUUCCGCGCGGGGAAGCCCAACAGAGUAAAGCGAAACCGGCUGCCCGUGUCCUGCGUCGCCUGCCAGCGUCGCAAGUCCAAGUGCGACAAGCGACAGCCGUGCGGCGCCUGCGACAAGCGUGGCGAGGGCGAUGGCUGUCGGUUCGGUCAGGCGACGCGCUCGCCCGGCGUCGCCCGUCAAGAGGUCCAGAUGAAGCUGUCGCGCCUUGAAGAGAUGAUUAAAGGCUUUGCUGGCGCCGAGGGCAAGGGAGAUGAUGCUACCAUGACCGAUCCGCAAGAGCCCGCCGCGCCGGCGACGAGGCGGCAGCAGCAGCAGCAGCAGCAACAACAACAACAGCAACAGAAACAGCCGCAGGUGACACAAAAGACAAAGGCCAACGCAACACCAACGUUCAAUAUCCCGCCGCCUCCUGCUCCUUCAUGCUCCGGAACUUCAGGGACGCAAGAGUCAAGCCUGCCCCCAUCGUCGCCAGCGUCGGAGCAGACGGCCCAGCCGUACCAUGGGGCGACAGCCUGGUCAUCCGUUGUCAGCAGCAUCCAGGACAUCCAGCAUAUGCUUCAGACCGACUCGGAUGCCGACUCCAACCCUGACGUAGACACUGUCGAGGAGUUUGACCAGCUGCUCGGCCACACGAGGUCCAUUGGCAUAGACGAGGUCAAAAACAGUUUACCGUCCAAACUCUUUACAGACCGUGUCAUUUCCUGCUACUUCAACGCCAAGUUUCACGCCGUUCCGUUUAUUCACGCGCACCAGUUCCGACGGCAGUAUGAGGCCUUCUGGGAAGACCCCGCAUCGACGGGCUUUCUCUGGAUCAGCCUCUUGUUCUCUGUCCUGGGCGCCGGCGCGCUCCUGGCCAAGGCCAAGCUGACCAACGAGCCCGGCCUGCUGCGAUCCAUCGAGGAGCCUGCAUUCUAUCUCGGCAUAUCGGCGCGGUGUCUCAUUACAGGAAACUAUCUCGAAUGCAGACCCGGCUCCGUCGAGGCCAUGCUGCAGCACGCACACUCGCGCAACAUGCAGCGGCAGGAUGAGGACCGGGUGCUGUGGGCGCUGUAUGGGCUUGCCGUGCGCAUGGCCCAGCUGCAGGGCUACCACCGUGACCCGAGCAAGCUGCCAGUCCCUGUCAGCCCGUUUGAAGGCGAGAUGCGGCGCCGUACAUGGUUCAUGAUUCAGUCCGCCGAGCUGCUCGUCGCACUGCACUCGGGCCUCCCGCCCAUAAUCUACGAGAGUCUGAGCGACACGGAGCAUCCCAUCAAUCUCCUCGACGAGGACUUUGACGAGGAUACGGCCGUGCUGCCCCCGGCGCGCCCGCCGACCGACCCAACCCCCAUCCUGGCGUACAUUGCCAAGUCCAAGCUCUCCGUCAUCCUGCGGCGCGUCAUGCUCCACGCCCUCGCCGUCAGGCGGCCGACGUACGAAGAAACGGUGCUGCUCAGCGACCAGCUCCAGGCGUGGCACGACGCGCAGCCGGCGUGUCUCCGCAUCCGCUCGAUCCGCAGCACGGCCUUUACCGACGCCAACUACACCAUCAUGCACCGCAUCAUGCUCGAGCUCAUGUACCGCAAGUGCCUAUGCGUGCUGCACCGCCCGUACCUGACGGAGCACAAGGACGACCCCAAGUACGACCGCUCGCGCCAGAUCUGCCGCGAAGCCGCGCUCGCCAUGCUCGAGAUGCACAUUGAGCUCGACUAUGAGAUCAGCGUCCAGGGCCGCAUGCACGAGGACCGCUUCAUGGUGUCCAACCUGACCCUGCAGCACUUCCUGCUCGCCUCCACCGUCGUCUGCGUCGACCUGAGCGAGUCGCACGACCUGGCCGCGGCGGAGCGCCACUACUGCAAGAGCGUCCUGCAGCGAUCGCACGACGUGUGGGCGGCCCGCGGCGCGUACUCGUCGGACGCCCGCCACGCGACCAGGAUUCUUCGUGCGGUCCUCAACAGGGUCGACAAUCCGAACACGACCGCCAUUUCCUCGUCGUCGCCGCCGCUGACAGGCUAUAAUACAAGUACGACGACGACGACGGCGGCGGCUCCUCCCUCCUUGACAGGCAUGAGCCCGGCAGCGGCCAACGCCACAACAGGUCUAGAACCUCCACUCGCUGCCAUGAACGUUGACAUGAAGCCGACGCCGCAGCAGCGACAGCCCCUGGCUUCUGCGCAAAUGGCGCCUUCGAUACCGAUGAGCAACUGCUGCACGAUACAGUCGCAACCGCUUCCCCGUUCGCAUCCGCACCAGCAGGCGCACAUGCAAGCGCAUACACUUUCUCAUCCCCUGCAUCCACAGCAGCAUGUUGCUGCCGCUGCCGCGCAGGACAUGUACUACGACCUCAACACGGGAGACUACAUGGCCAUGGCCACAGGGCCCGAUGCGCAGUUUGCUGCCACAGCGGGGAGCUUUGGCCAGGUCGCCGACCUAGAUACGCUGCUCUACAGCACAGAAGGCGUCAACUGGAACUCGAUUGAUCAAUUCUUGCGUGUAGAGAAUAGCAACAAUGAACAGGGCUGGUCCAAUAUUCUGCAGGGUGUAUAA